This is a messenger RNA of Salmo salar (Atlantic salmon), 5806 nucleotides long. Its product is annotated as F-box/WD repeat-containing protein 2. The record is from RefSeq and is a predicted model, not a curated record. Gene Ontology annotation, molecular function: protein binding. NCBI's taxonomy places the organism in Eukaryota, Metazoa, Chordata, Actinopteri, Salmoniformes, Salmonidae.
CGAAAAAGAAAAAGGACUACUUCAAAACGGAGAUUGCCUCAAUGGCGCUACCUAUGCUGUCACAGACACAAAAAUGAGUCCUCUAUCUAUCUCUAUGGUUCAAGCCAUUACCUCAGUGGGUGCAUCCAUCGAGCUAGAUUGGAUAUAGCUAGCUAACGGUAGUAAAUGUAUUAAUCUACGUUUAGGUAAAACGUGACUGUAUACGCAAGAGUAUUGGUGCGGAUAACGGUUAACAUUACCUAUCCGUUAACUUCGGAAAGAAGCAGAUUUCCUCAUUCCAGCCAGAAAAGCUAACGUAACGCUUAUUUUCUAAGGUGAUAAACUAAUGACCUUUUGACAUCUAGCAAAAUGGAAUAUUCUGUUAGUUAUAAGUAGCGUUCUAUUGUUUUGUGGAACGUAAAUAAUAACAGGUUUUCCUGUCUGCCUUGGCUAGCACAAUACCUCCCACAGAUACGGGUUCUACGGGAAAUGGUCGACGUUCUCAUGUGUCCAUGGAGAAGGCGGCCUUUGAGGGGUGGCUGGAGUCGGUCUCCGCCUAUUUCCUCACACUGAGUGACCAGCAGCGCAACCAGUCCCUGGACCAACUCAUCUCGCUGAGCGGUGCAGUCCAGCUGCGGCACCUGUCCAACGGACUGGAGGCGCUGCUCAAGCGGGACUUCCUGCGACUGCUGCCCCUGGAGCUCACCUUCUACUUGCUGCACUGGCUCGACCCGCAGACCCUGCUCACCUGCUGCCUGGUGUGCAAGCAGUGGAAUAAGGUGAUCAGUGCGUGCACGGAGGUGUGGCAGGGUGUGUGCCAGGACCUGGGCUGGCGCAUCGACGACUCCAUCCAGGACGCGUCCCACUGGAAGGGUAUCUACCUCAAGGCCAAGCUGCGCAUGAUGCAGUUGAAGGACCAGGAGGCCUUUGAGACCUCAUCGCUCAUCGGGCACAGUGCGCGCGUCUACGCCCUCUACUACAAGGACGGCCUUCUCUGCACAGGCUCUGAUGACCUUUCUGCCAAACUGUGGGACGUCCGCACCGGGCAGUGCAUCUACGGCAUUCAGACACACACCUGUGCCACAGUGAAGUUUGAUGAGCAGAAGCUGGUGACUGGGUCCUUUGACAACACUAUCGCCUGCUGGGAGUGGAGCACAGGUGCCAAGAUCCAGCAGUUCCGUGGGCACACGGGUGCAGUGUUCAGCGUGGACUACAAGGAUGACCUGGACACGCUGGUGAGCGGCUCGGCCGACUUCUCUGUGAAGGUGUGGUCCCUGUCGGCAGGCGCCUGCCUCAACACCCUCACGGGACAUACUGAGUGGGUCACCAAGGUGAUUCUUCAGAAGAGUGAAGUAGAAUCCAUGGUGCACUGUCCUGGUGACUACAUUCUGUUGAGUGCUGACAAAUAUGAAAUAAAGGUUUGGCCUAUAGGCAGGGAAAUCAACUGCAAGUGCUUGAAGACCUUGUCCGUGUCAGAGGACCGUAGUGUGUGUCUGCAGCCUCGCCUGCAGUUUGACGGCCGCUAUGUCGUUUGUAGCUCGGACCUGGGGGUCUACCAGUGGGACUUUGCCAGCUUCGAUAUCCUCAGGGUCAUCAAAACGCAGGACCCCGCCAACCUUUCCCUGCUCAGCUUCGGCGAGGUGUUCUCGCUCCUCUUCGACACCGACUUCCUGUAUGUCAUGGACCUGAGGACAGAAAAGAUAACGGGUCGUUGGCCUCUGCCUGCCUACAGGAAGUCCAAACGAGGUUCCAGCUUCCUGCCGGGAGUCACCUCCUGGCUCAAUGGGCUGGAUGGGCGAAAUGACUCUGGCCUCGUGUUCGCCACGAGCAUGCCUGACCAUAGCAUUCACUUGGUUCUGUGGAAAGAAAACCGAUAAAGAUAGCUAUCGACGAAACCUACGAGGGCUAGGUUGUCAAUUGCCAUGUAAACAGGGUGCUCUGACUUUCGAAACCCAACAUCAAGUUAGAUAAUGCAUGGGCCAAAGUUGUUUUACCUUUUUUUUUUCCUCGACACAUGCUCUCAUACAUACACGCAUCAUGUGACAUGCUGUCAGAUAGAGUAUUGGAGAUGGCUUCACCAACCAUAAGACGCACCAAAACGCUGCUAUGAAUACAAGGCCCAGUUCAGAGGGCCAAGGCAGCAGUUGGUUUUAGUUCCAACCCUGCCAUGGGUCUUCUCACUUUGAAGGAAAUACAAGGACCGGGACGGUGGCUGAAUGAAGACCGAACUCUCGAAAAACUGCAUGUUCUACAACCAUUAGACAGUGACAAUUUUAUAAAAACAUUGCAAAACAAGUCAGGCUCUACAGCUGUAGACAUUUCCCCUGUGUUACAAUGUAUCAGGACUUUUAAACUUCGGACAAGGUUCUUCAAGCAGUUACGAGGCGGGAAGUUGCCUUAAAACAAUACUUUGUUACAAGAAAGUACAUCUAUGACUUUGGCACAGUGUAUUCUACGUUUUUCCUAGACUGUCACCAACCAUCCCCAUGAGAGUUUUAUGUUGAAAUGUUCAAAGUGGUUUGGUGCAUCGGAUUUCUACCAUGUGAAGCGUUGUUGGAUAUUCAAUGUAAAUCCAUUGUUUGAUAAUGCUUUUCUUAGGGGUGCUUGUUUUAAAAGUCAACUUGACAUUAAGUUGUGCCUUUUCAUUUGAUUUGAAUAUUCACCUAGGUGUGACAAAUCAAGCUAGAACUUCAUUAUUACCAGGCACAUUGCAAUGAGAUAAUGAAUGUGUGGUAAUUGUGUAUAUAUAUUUUUAUCUUUCGUACUCUCCAUACUAUAACCAACCGCAUACAAUGUAUUUCUAAACUUACUAGGCUUGUCACAAUACCAACAUUUUACAAACCAUUUUUACAUCAGGCCAAGUAUCAUGAUGCCACGUUGUAAAAAUAAUAAGUGGCCGAGCAUCCUGUUCGCCCUGUCCCUCGGAAGCUUGUUUCCUAAACGUUCUCCAAAAACCUGUCACUGUAAUUCACACAUUGAAUUUAACUUCACACUGUUUAGUGUAUAAUAGAAUGGCUGACUUGGUCAUAUUUGGCUGGAGGAAUAUACAUGCAUAAUGAUCUGCAUGUCUUUACAUUUUAGUCAUUUAGCAGAUGCUCUUAUCCAGAGCGACUUACAGUAGUGAAUGCAUACAUUUAAUACAUUUUUUUUGUCAGUAAGGGGAAAACACUGCUUGAAACCUUUACAUGCUGACCAGACCGGACACAUCGCGUGCGCGAGCGUCGCAAAAUAAAUUUAGAAAUCAAUGUUAUUCAAAUAUUGCACCCACACUGCUCGCGUGCGCCAACUAGCGUCUGCGAUGCCAAGGGCUAAAAUAGAACUCCUCCCAUCUCCUCAAUGGUUUAUAGAAGCAGGUACCCACGUGCCAUCUCCUCAUUGGUUAUGAUUGAAAGACAACUGUUUUGCCGGUCAUCGUGGUAAUACUAUGAAAGUUUAGAUGCGAUCACCAUAUAAGUUCAAAGAUGAAAAAGCCUGGAAGGAGGAGAGAUGACUAGAAACGAUUGGGUUGGCCGUUUUAUCUGUGGCUUGUCGGAGUAGAGGACCUUGUGCAUUUCAGGUAAAAUUACAACAAUGUUUAUAUCCCAGGACAAAUUAUAUAGCAAUAGCAAGCUAGCUAAAUAGGACAAAUUAGCUAGCAAGUGCAAGCUAAAUUGCCAUACAUGUUUAAUGCUUUUCGACCUGUCCCCAAAUGAAUGUCAUUGGUUCAGAGUUUGUUUUGAUAUUUUAACCUGUGUGUCGUGAUCAUGUUUGCUGUUGGGGGACAAAAUAAAUGUAUGCACGAUGGCGCACGUGCGCAGCCGGUUUGGGUUCCGUGUAAUUACUCUUCAGUUAAGACACUUCCUCACGCUCAUACACAACUCUCCCUGCAACAAACACACAUACUCCCAUGCUAACAACUUUUAAAAGGAUAGGCACCAAACAGAAUUUAAGGAAUACCAGAAAGUAAUCGAUUUUUUUUAUAUAGUUUAGGCCUAUAUGAAUCCUACCUUUUGAAGCACAUGUCAUGAGUAGCAAACUCUUUUCCUUUCUUCCUGUGCCAAUCAAAUGUGCCUAAGCCUACUGUCAAUUACCAGGUUGUUGGCUAGCUAGAUAACAUGAUUGAACGUUGUUUGUAUCAAACCAAUAAUUAGCAACCCGGGAUUAGUUUAAAACGGCCCACGACAUGGUUUGUGAAAUUACAUAAAAUGCGGCGAAUCCCGAUAGGAAGGGGAAAAAAGGCAUUCCGUUAAUAAUAUGGGUAAUAUUUUUUGAACGUUUAGGCCAACUAAAGACGACGUUUUUUGUUGUUCCUGUAAAGCAUGCCUGUCUCGAAAGGGUGCUCCAUUUCACCUCUGACACGGCAUGCCUGUGAACUACUCGGACUGGUUUGUGCUCUCGGUAAUAACAGGCGAUGAAUUGUAUUCAACAUUGCUCGCUACUCCAAAGUAACAAAUGUACACAUCUAACAGAAGACUCGUCUGCUUCCUCGCUCGCCAUCGACUAUAUAUUUUUUAAACUGACGGAGGAAUAGACGUGCUUGAAGAGCGGACAGAGAGAAGCAGGUGAGUGAGGGCUGUUAGUGGAUGCAACGCACUGAUUACAGCUGCGACACCUGAUACGCGAAUGACAGAAGUGGAUAUCAUUGGACCUGCGCAUACAAGAGACUAGUUAGUGGCUGUUGCUUAAAUUCAACUGAAUCUAUUAACAAAAUUGACUUUAAACAUUUAAACAUGACUUUAAACAGGCGCCAGCAGGCUCUUUAGAUCGGCAGGGCUGAACAAGUCGGUAGUAUCGUGAAACGGUACAAUGGGGUUCUAAAAUGUUGGUAUUAUAAAGAUCAUCCGUUUUGGUACCUUUUAUUACCGGUAUACCGUGCAACACAAUCUUGCCGCCAUUUACCCCACAUGAUUCACUUGAAUAUUUCUUGUGAAUUGCAGUAUUGGAGUAUAGACCAGGUAAAUGUUUUUGUUACAGGAUUUUAAGUUGGGACAAUGUGAAUGAGAGUGAGCAAUUGGUUAACAGCUUGGGAGUCAAAGCAAGACUUGACUCUCAGCUAUGUUUUACAGUGACAUUCGGUUCAGCAGUGUACUUAGCAGACCGAGUCACUAAUUUAAGAGCAAAUCCCCAUCCAUGCAGUUUUUAAAUGUCCAUUUCAACACUUAGAUAUGUGAUUUUCUCUAAAGAUAACAUUGGUUGCUCAGAGGUGAAUUUAGCCCAGAAAUGUUUUAAUACUCUGAAAGAGACCUCAAACAUAUCAGGAGUCUUCCCAGUUAAGUGGAAAAGACCGGAUAGAUUUUACACCAAGGCUAUAUCUGAAAAUGUUAAUGGCUGUUAAAUGCAUGCUUCUUCCAUUCUUGUUUCAUCAAUUCCUUGCCCUCCCUCUCAAAGCUCAUUGGGGGAGGUCUGAGGGAGGGACCUAGGAUCUUCUCCAAUGCACUUUGAAAGGUAAGAGGUAGUUGAGGAAACAAGGAUGGAGGCAGCAAGGAUUUGACAGCUAGUAACAUUUUCAGACAGUCUAUGCUUCCCUUCUCCCAAGGAUUCCUGAACUGCACUCUGAAGUUCUGUAAUCUGUACAGACAAGUAGCUCUCCUGCCAUUCUGUUGAUGCCUUACUAAGCAGAUGGCGAAUGGUAUGGUAAACCUAGACAUUUUUGCUGAUACAAUCUCAUGUUUCAUUAGUUCAAACAAGGCCUCUGAGGUCAGACCUCUACAUGCAUUGCACUGUAAUAGCAUCACACAACCAACCAAUCUUUUUUUCACUUGCAUACAUCAAUCAGCUUAAUUCAGGUAUGUUGGUUGUAUAUAACAAUGUUGCUGUCUUUCAAAUAAAUGGAAGUUGCUAACUUUAA